CUCUCUGACUCACUGUCUGCUUGUUGUGAAAUUUAGAGCCUCACCACCAGGUGGAGCUGUCCUGCAGAGCGACCAAAGUGUGAACAAGACGACGACAAUCAACAAUCGUCAGUCAGAAUCAGAAUGGACAAAGAGCCAGAGUUUAUAAUCUCCGACCUCCUGGCACAAGGGGAGGAAUAUCGACUGUACCAGCUGACAAAGUUCUACAGGGACAGACUCAAACAAGCAAUUGAAGAAAAGGUUGAGAGACUGGGUUGGAUGUUGACAAAGGAGGGACAUUUCAGUAGAGAAGAAAAUGAGAAAGUCACUGAGCUGACAGAGAAGGGAAACCGGGCAGAGAGUUCCAGACUCUUCCUCAGUCUGGUGAAUGGCAAAGGCUCCCGGGCCCGGAGGGCGAUGUGGGAAUCCUUUCUGAUGUGGAGGACUGAGUUACCGAAGUUGGACAGAAUACUGAGGGAAAUACAGGAACUCGGUCCUGAUCCACAAGAAUACUUCAACAUCGGCCAAGGUUUAUAUGAAUUACCCACUCAGCUGAUGGAUGUUCAACAGAAACACAAGGAGACUCUGCGGACACGAACUGAAACACUGAGAGUGAACACGAUCCUGAUGACGGAGAAGGUGAAGGUUUUCCAGCUGGCUGAUCGAUACGCUGAGCUCACGGUCAUUUCUACUGUUCGAGAUCGGACACUGGUGGAACAUGAGCUGCUGGCAAGAGGCAGAGACCAUGAGGAUUAUAGAGAGGAACAACUCCGCAGACACCUGGAAAAAAUCCGUACUGAUCAGUUAUUCCAGAGCAGCUUUUCCCGGAGUAAAUCCAAAUCUGGGAGUUCAGCAGCAAUGGCCGGAGUCCCGGGGAUCGGGAAAACAACGAUGGUACAAAAGAUUGUUUAUGACUGGGCCACGGGGGAAAUAUACCAACAGUUCCAGUUUGUCUUCAGUUUCAAAUUCCGAGAUUUAAACACCAUUAAUUGUAGAAUAAACCUGAGGGAGCUGAUUCUGGAUCAGUAUCCUUACUUUGGGAAUAUCCUGAGAGAAGUCUGGAAGAAUCCAGAAGGAUUACUGUUUAUAUUCGAUGGUUUAGAUGAAUUCAAACACAAAAUCGAUUUUGCGGACAGUCGGAGGGAUACAGAACCAAAGCACCAGUGCCCAGAUCCCGAGUGGUGGUGUGAAGUGUCUGACAUUGUGUACAGUUUAAUCCAGGGCAAUCUGCUCCCAGGGUGUUCAGUGCUGGUGACCACCCGCCCCACUGCGUUACAUUUAUUGGAAAAGGCGGAUAUCAGUGUCCGGGCUGAAAUCCUGGGCUUUGUUGAUGAGGAACGGAAGGAAUAUUUCAUCAGACAUUUUGAAGAUCAGACGGUGGCCGAAGCUGUUUUCAAACAUGUGAAGGAGAACGAGAUCCUGUACACCAUGACCUACAACCCCUCCUACUGCUGGAUCCUCGCUCUGGCACUGGGCCCCUUCUUCAUACAAAGAGUCAGGGACCCACAGCGAGUUCCCAAGACCAUCACCCAACUGUACUCCUACUAUAUUUACAACAUCCUGAAAAACCACGGCCGUGCGAUUGAGAGACCCCGCGAUGUGUUACUCAGGGUUGGUCAGAUGGCCUUCAAAGGAGUGUCCGAGAAGAAGAUUGUGUUUACAGAUGGAGAUUUGAUCAAGUACAAUCUUCAGCCUUCCCAGUUCCUGUCCGGGUUCCUGAUGGAGCUUUUGGAGAGAGAGGAUUCUGCCCAGAGCGUGGUGUACACAUUCCCACACCUCACCAUCCAAGAGUUUGUAGCUGCGGUCGCACAAUUCCUGAAUCCACAUCCCGGGAAUAUCCUGAAAUUCCUCACUGAAGCCCACAACACGACAGAUGGGCGAUUUGAGGUAUUUCUCCGUUUUGUUGCUGGUCUCUCCUCCCCAAUGACAGCUCGGGGCCUGGUGGAGUUUCUGGGUCCAUUUCCUCAUGAAACAACCUGCCGGGUGAUUGACUGGGUGAAGGAGGAGGUUAAACGUCAGAGUGGAAACACGGAGAGUGAAGCUGGUAAAAGGAGCCUCCUGAACACAUUGCACUACCUGUUUGAGUCUCAGAAUCGUGGACUGGCUCAGGCCGCACUGGGAUCUGUGGAAACACUUUCAUUCAGUAGAAUGACACUGACCCCGAUUGACUGCGCGGUCCUGUCUCAUGUCAUCGGAUUCUGUGAUACAAUAAAGCACCUCGACCUGGAGUACUGCCACAUUCAGUGUGAAGGAAUCCAGCGGCUGGGACCUGGGCUGCACAAGUGCCAGGAUUUGAGUCUGAACAAUAAUAAACUGGGGGAUUCAGGAGUGAAACUGGUGUCUGCGGCUCUGAGGAACCCGGAGUGUAAAAUACAGAGACUGGGGCUGAGGGGUGUCGAUCUCACAGACUCUGGUGCCCAGGAUCUCGCCUCCGCUCUCAGUACAAACCCAUCACUGACCGAUCUGGACCUGAGUUAUAUUAAACUGGGAGAUUCAGGAGUGAAACUGGUGUCUGCGGCUCUGAGGAACCCGGAGUGUAAAAUACAGACACUGGGGCUGAUGAAUGUCGGUCUCACAGAUUCUGGGGCCGAGGAUCUCGUCUCCGCUCUCAGUACAAACCCAUCACUGACGCUGCUGAACCUGAUAUCAAACUCCCUGGAGCGGAAUCGGUUCAAAUCAUCCUCGCGGACCUCCUGUGAAAUCCUUCUGAAGCCAGCACGACUUUUCGUAGGCGAGGGGCCCAAAGCUGUUCACGGUGCUCGAGGCGAGGCCUCGCCAGUGCCUUAUAAAGCCUCGGCAUCACGUCCCUGCUCCAAGAGUCUGGACCUCUUCAGAUGA
Messenger RNA from Hypanus sabinus (Atlantic stingray), 2817 nucleotides. RefSeq names its product NACHT, LRR and PYD domains-containing protein 3-like. Gene Ontology annotation, molecular function: protein binding. Bases 124 to 2817 code for a protein of 897 amino acids. The transcript is spliced from 10 exons. The record is from RefSeq and is a predicted model, not a curated record. NCBI's taxonomy places the organism in Eukaryota, Metazoa, Chordata, Chondrichthyes, Myliobatiformes, Dasyatidae. Gene Ontology annotation, cellular component: cytoplasm.